Messenger RNA from Mercurialis annua (annual mercury), 913 nucleotides. Its product is annotated as transmembrane emp24 domain-containing protein p24beta2-like. Gene Ontology annotation, biological process: Golgi organization; intracellular protein transport; endoplasmic reticulum to Golgi vesicle-mediated transport. The record is from RefSeq and is a predicted model, not a curated record. Lineage: Eukaryota; Viridiplantae; Streptophyta; Magnoliopsida; Malpighiales; Euphorbiaceae. Bases 116 to 748 code for a protein of 210 amino acids. The transcript is spliced from 4 exons. Gene Ontology annotation, cellular component: endoplasmic reticulum-Golgi intermediate compartment; COPII-coated ER to Golgi transport vesicle; endoplasmic reticulum.
UAUUUCAGUCAAACUAAGAUCUUAACCACCUCACUUAGCUGUUAGUAACAGAACUGAAACAACAUUUGUAAAACAACAAAACUGAAACUAAACCUAAAGAAGUGCAUUGUAAGAAAUGGAGAUGUGUUUGUGGAGAUAUAUUGUAAUAAUAAGUUUGUUAUGGAGAAUGAAAUGUGCAAAUGGGAUUAGAUUUGUGAUAGACAAAGAAGAAUGUGUUUCUCAUAAAGUGGAAAGUGAAGGUGACAUUCUUCAUUUCUCUUUCGUUUUGAUCAAAUCCGAUUCGCCUUCUCAUGUUGCGGAUUCUGGUGUUGAUCUUCUGGUAAAGGGACCAUCAGGAGAACAGCUACAUGAUAUACAUGAUAAGACAAGUGAAAAAUAUGAAUUUGUUGUAUACAAAAAAGGGCUUUACCAAUUUUGUUUCACCAACAACUCUCCUUUUCUUGUAACCGUUGAUUUUGAUGUUCAUGUUGGUCACUUCACUUACCAUGAUCAACAUGCCAAAGAUGAACAUUUUGCUCCUUUGUUGAAGCAGAUAUCAAGAUUAGAGGAAGCUCUUUACAACAUCCAAUUUGAACAACAUUGGUUAGAGGCUCAAACCGACCGACAAGUAAUACUGAAUGAUAACAUGAGCAGAAGAGCAUUGCACAAGUCGAUGUUUGAAUCGGCUGCCCUAAUCGGGGCAAGCGUUCUUCAGAUAUACCUUAUGCAACGAUUGUUUGAUCGGAAGCUUCACAUGUCCCGAGUCUAAAACUUCACGAAUUUACUCAUCUGUUGAGCGCCCACAAACAUCAUUUUUUGAUGCCCAUUGCCGUCUCUGGCGUGCUUUUUUAUUUUUGGUUCCGAGGUCAUUCAGGCAAUGCAUGAUGUACAACAGACAACAUUUGCAAGUAUUUCUUAUAGAUUUUUUUUCCUA